AUGAAAGGCACUGGGAUCAGUUUGAUCCUUGCACUGGCAGUCGCUCGUGGAUAUGUAGUAGAUACCAAUAAGAAUGGGUGCCCCACUGACUCAACCAUUGAAAAGUUGCUUGAGCACGAAUAUUGCAACAAGUUCUAUCAAUGCUUAAGAGGUGAAUUAGUCGAACACACGUGCCCAAAAGGUUUAUUAUUCAAUAUUGGAGUCGAUCAAUGCGAUUGGUCAGAAAAUGUUGACUGCGGAAACAGAGUCAUAACAGAUGAUGAGCAUAUAGAUGAUUCUGACGAAGACGAGAGCAGUAACGAUAGUGGUGGCAAUUAUGACCCUAGCGAGGCACCCAUAAUCUGUGCAACUAAAGGUUCCGAUGGUGUACUAAUAGCUCACGAGAACUGCAACCAGUUUUACAAAUGUUCAGAAGGAGAACCAAUAGCAUUGUUCUGUCCAGAAAAUCUUUUGUACAAUCCAAAGACAGAACAAUGCGACUGGCCUCAAAAUGUACAGUGUGGCAACAGAGUUAUCCCUGAAGAUAAUGAAAGUGCCGGAGGGGAUAGCGGUGGUAAUGGUGAUGAUGGUUUGGGAGUAGGCAGUGAUGCUAACAACAGCAGUUGCAACUGUAAUCCAGCAGAAGCUACCUCAAUUUGCGCAGCUGAAGGAUCUGAGGGUCAAUUUAUAGCCCAUGAAAAUUGUAACCAGUUGUAUAAGUGUUGUGAUGGCAAACCACAGACGAUGACCUGUCCAACGGGCCUUCUUUAUAAUGCUUACCUUGAGCUAUGUGAUUGGCCUCAAAAUGUUGAAUGUGGUGAUAGAGUAAUCCCAGAAAGCAACGGAAAUGGAGACGGUGGCAGUAGCGGAGGAGAUAGUGGAGAGAGUGGCAGUGAAGGGGGUGGUGGCAGCGUUGAUGGCGGGAACGGAGAUAGUGGUAAUGACAAUAACAACACUUGCAAUUGCAAUCCCGAAGAAGCUCCCACAAUCUGCGCUGCUGAAGGAUCUGAAGGUGAAUUUGUUGCUCAUGAAAAUUGUAAUCAAUUCUACAAAUGCUGUAAUGGAAAACCAUUGACGAUGACCUGUCCAGCAGGUCUUUUUUAUAACGCUUACAUUGAGUUAUGCGAUUGGCCUCAAAACGUACAGUGCGGUGACAGAGUUAUUCCAGAAGAUAAUGGUGAGAGCGGCAGUGGCGGCGAAGGCAACGGUGGUGGUGACACUGAAGACGGUGGAGGCAACGGUGAUGGCGAAACAGAAGGUGAUGGUGAAGACAAUAAUAAUACUUGCAACUGUAAUCCCGCAGAAGCUCCUUCAAUCUGCGCCGCCAAAGGAUCAGAAGGUAUUCUUGUUGCUCAUGAAAAUUGUAACCAGUUCUAUAUAUGCUCCAACGGUUUGCCAGUAGUACAAAGUUGCCCUGUAAAUCUGCUGUACAACCCUUACACUGAGCGAUGCGAUUGGCCUGAAAAUGUACAAUGUGGUGACAGAGUUAUUCCAGGUAAUGGAGACAGCGGCAGUAGCGUAGGAGGUGGUGGAAGUGAUGGCGAAUCUGGAGGCAGUGGAGACGACAGUAAUAAUACUUGCAACUGCAAUCCUGGAGAAGCACCAUCAAUCUGCGCUUUAGAAAAAUCAGAAGGCGUUUUCGUUGCUCAUGUAAAUUGUAACCAGUUCUAUACAUGCAACAAUGGAUUGCCCGUAGUGCAGAGUUGCCCUGUAAAUCUGCUCUACAACCCUUACACUGAGCGCUGCGAUUGGCCUGAAAACGUACAGUGCGGUGACAGAGUGAUUCCAGAAGAUAGUAAUGAUGGUGACAGUAACAGUAGCGGAGAAGAAAGCGGAGGUGGUGGCUCUGGAGGUGGUGAUUCUGAGAGCGGUGGAGGUAACGGUGAUGGCGGAUCUGGAGGUGGUGGUAGCGACAACAACAAUACUUGCAACUGCAAUCCCGGAGAAGCUCCCUCAAUCUGCGCCGUUGUGGGAUCAGAGGGAAUACUUGUUGCUCAUGAAAAUUGUAACCAGUUUUAUACAUGCUCCAAUGGCUUGCCCGUAGUACAAAGUUGCCCUGCAAAUCUGCUCUACAACCCUUACACAGAGCAAUGCGAUUGGCCCGAAAACGUACAGUGUGGUGACAGAGUGAUUCCAGAAGACGUUCGAUAA
This is a messenger RNA of Parnassius apollo (apollo), 2130 nucleotides long. Lineage: Eukaryota; Metazoa; Arthropoda; Insecta; Lepidoptera; Papilionidae. The record is from the annotation of a GenBank genome assembly.